Molecule: messenger RNA, 1837 nt
Organism: Osmia lignaria (orchard mason bee)
Lineage: Eukaryota; Metazoa; Arthropoda; Insecta; Hymenoptera; Megachilidae
Source: RefSeq, a predicted model, not a curated record
UGGACUCUGGUGAACUCAGGUGAACUGCGACAGUCCCGGCAGUGACUACAGAGCCAUACGGAGACAAGUAGUCACUGGUCCCGGCCAGUUGAUAACUUGUUAGUUGAUAAAAAACAAUUUGUUAUUAAUACCUUACACUAUCGAUAAAUUUAUAUAUAAUUAUUAAUAAUUAUGGCGCAUAUUAUUAAAAAAGAGAUUUAAGAGUUUUACAUUGGCAUAAGUUAGAGCCAAAUUUGUAAAAUAUUAACUAAUUGUAUGUAAAAGGAACAUAGCAAAGCCCAAUAUUUUCAAAAAUAUAAAAUAAAACCAUGGCAAAUAUGUUAACUCCGUUUGUACAUUGGGCUCAAACAGAAAAUCAAGUAACAUUAAAGGUAGAUUUAACUGAUGUUAAGGAUGUUAAUGUCGAUUUGGAUGAAAAAACAUUAAGAGUUAUUGCUUAUGGGCAAGGUGCUCGAGGACUUAAUAAGUAUGGAUUUAAUCUCGACUUACAUUCAUCCAUUGACUCAGAGGAAAGUAAUUUUAAAGUAAUAAAUCGGCAGAUUGAUUUUACAUUAAAAAAGAGAUCCCCUGCAUGGUGGCCUAGAUUAACUAGUCAACCACAAAAGCCAUCGUGGUUGAAAAUUGAUUUUGAUAAAUGGACAAGUGAAGAUUUAGAGGAUAAUGAAGAUGAAAAACGAGAUAUCUGUAAUGAUUACCCUGGGAUGUAUGAUAAACUCCAUAAAGAAGAAUUUGGUUAUAGAAAAGAAAAUUUCAAGUUGGCGUAUUUAAUCAUUUACAAUCUGUGUCAGUUUGUUGGUUUUUCGUAUAUCCAUACUGUAAUGGGAAUAAUAUAUUCAAGAGAUGGACCAGCUUGUGUGAAAGAAACAUAUGCAGCUGUUGGGAAUGCAAUGAAAUUUAUACAACUUCUACAAUUUCUAGAAGUUAUGCAUUCGUUAUUUGGGUAUACUAAAAGUAGUACACUUAUGUCAUUUGUACAAGUUGGAGGCAGAGCAUUUAUUUUAUUUUGUAUGAUCGAAGCUGAACCACGAAUGCAAACAAAACCAGUUGUUUCUUAUCUUUUACUUGUUUGGAGUACAGUGGAAAUAUUUAGAUAUCCAUAUUACAUUACUCAAUUAUUAAAAAUAGAACUUCCACUUUUAACAUGGUUGAGAUAUACAAUUUGGAUGCCAUUAUAUCCAUUGGGUUUUCUUUGUGAAGGUAUCAUAAUACUGAGAAAUAUUCCAUAUUUUGAAGAAACACAGAAAUUUACUAUAUCUUUACCAAAUGCUUGGAACUUUGCAUUUCAUUUUCCAUCAUUUUUAAAGAUAUAUUUACUAAUAUUUUGUUUACCUCUUAUAUACACGUUAAUGUCUCGUAUGAAUCAAGCACGUUAUAAAAAGUUAGGCAAACCCAAGUUAAGAAAAAAAUACGCAUAAUUUUAUAAUGUAGGAUUGAAGCUUUAACUUCUUAACAAAUUUUAUUGACGGUUCAGUUAUUUAUUACAUAAUUGAUAAUGAAAUUUAUGAAAGGAAUAAAUAAUAAAGUAUGACUGUAUAUAUAUAUUAAAUAUAUGUAUAUGUAUAUUAAUUUAUGAUUUUGUAUGUAUGUACAUACAGUAGACAAAAUAUUAGUAAGUUUUAGUGGUAUAUAAUUUUUUUUUUCAUACGUUUUUAGGUAUUACGUUUGAAAUGUAAUACAUGAUUAUUAAUAUAUCUGGAUAAGCAAAUUUUUCAUAGUGAAUAUCUUAAAAAAUGUAUAAAUAGGUACUCUAUGAUGAGAUCAAGCUCUUUGCACAGAAUGACAGUCAUUAAUUUCUGUACAUCAUUCGGUUUAUGAUAAACAGUAUUAAGAAUAGUAA